GCUCCGAUGGCGACCGACGCUUGUCCGGUGCAGUGCGAUCUGCUAUAUCCGCCGAACACGCCCGACUUGAGAGAAGCAAACGACAAAUGCAAGACGGGAUGCAUAAUGGCAGCUUCAUUGAGAUCGAAUCGCUUGCAAGUCGAAAGAGUUGAACCAGCGCUGUCAGACGUGCCUGCCGAACUGGGUGCCCAGGAACCCUUUUCACAAAACCCAGACUGUGGUCGCGACUGUGUUCAGCAGAACUUCGGCCCAGCAAACGCGAUAUCGCAGCGGGAAGAAGUUGAACCAGAAAUUGAGGGCGGAAGAGGACACUUUUUCAGAAGCAUGUUCAACCGCGACUGGAGCACGUUCUUUAAACCGCAGUUUUGGGCAGACGUCGAGAUCGUGGCCCCUCCUGCAGCGGCUGAUGUCGCGGAAGAGCCACCAAUGCCCCCGGCUGCUUUAGCCACACAGUUAGCUAAUCAUCGCAGGAUGAUGGACUUGGUGAUGAACGUUUUUGAACGCUUCGGGCUUUCUCCUCGUGUCCAAGAAUCGUCUGACAACCUGCCGCCGACGGACGACAUGAACGACGUAGUCGUUGAAACUGUCGAUGUUCCGCUGCCCAAAGACGACAAGCCGGACCAGCCGGCAUUCCCCAAGCAGGAAGACGUCGAUGACCCUGUGAUAUUGUUCAGUUCCUUUAAGAAGAACGUCGUCGGGCCACGGUACUCGUUGGAUUCAGAAGAAGCGCGUGCCAACUUUGGCUUGAUGGAGUGUUUCGCGCAGCGAGCUCGAAAUCUGUCCAUGUUCACCAAACUGUUGUUGUACAGUGCAUUAAUACUGUGUUCUGCCUGCCUUAUUUGGAUCGGAACGUUGUUCUUGCGAUCUGGUUUCAAACGACGAAGUAUCAAGAAAGAACCGGAGAAAAAUGAAGUCAUAUAUUGCGUACCAAGUCCGUAUUAUUUCGAAAAGUGUUCGGCGGAAAAGUUGGAACCUCCAACUGCUGGUGGACCCCCGGGCUACAGUGCUGAUCGUUCAUCUGAGAAAGCAAUAACCGUUUAA
Molecule: messenger RNA, 1041 nt
Organism: Soboliphyme baturini
Lineage: Eukaryota; Metazoa; Nematoda; Enoplea; Dioctophymatida; Soboliphymatidae
Source: the annotation of a GenBank genome assembly